Eleginops maclovinus (Patagonian blennie) is the source of this 1965-nucleotide messenger RNA. Its product is annotated as transcription factor JunD-like. Gene Ontology annotation, cellular component: transcription regulator complex. The transcript has a single exon. The record is from RefSeq and is a predicted model, not a curated record. Gene Ontology annotation, molecular function: RNA polymerase II cis-regulatory region sequence-specific DNA binding; transcription factor binding; DNA-binding transcription factor activity, RNA polymerase II-specific. Lineage: Eukaryota; Metazoa; Chordata; Actinopteri; Perciformes; Eleginopidae. Gene Ontology annotation, biological process: regulation of cell cycle; regulation of transcription by RNA polymerase II; regulation of cell population proliferation. Bases 172 to 981 code for a protein of 269 amino acids.
UGCGCGCGGGCGUGCAGCACACUCAGAUCCUGCUCGAGAACAGAAGACAGGGUUUCAGUAAGUCUCUUAGACACAUUAAUUAAACAGAUAUUUUACACUGCUGUUUAUUUUUGCGAGGUUAUGGGUGAGGCAUCGUUGUGAGCGAGUGAGCUGGUUUUAUUCACGAAAAUAAUGAUGAAGAAGGAUAUUAACUUGAGCCUGGUGGUGGAGGCAGACCUUAAACCGCAUCUCCGCGACGCCGAAAGCAUCCUCAAUUCCCCGGAUCUUGGGCUUCUCAAGCUGGCCUCCCCGGAGCUGGAGAGACUCAUCAUCCAGUCCAAUGGGAUGGUCACCACCACACCGACCAGCUCCCACUUCCUCUACCCGAAGACGGUGACGGACGAGCAGGAGUUCGCCGAGGGCUUCGUGAAGGCACUGGAGGAUUUACACAAGCAGAACCAGCUGAACGGAGCCGGGCAGACCAACCUGGACCUCGGUGCUAACCUCACCCCGGUCACCGUCCAGCCGGAUCUACCUGUGUACACCAAUUUGAACAGUUACGGUAGUGGCCCACUGGAAACCACUGUCAACUACUCCACGGACACGGUCCCCUUUCCACCCCCUCCAGUGCACCAUUUGGGGGCAGCCCCGCUGGAGCUGUCUCGGGUCCAGCCGCUGAAGGAGGAGCCUCAGACGGUCCCAGAUGUUCAGAGCUUCGGAGAGAGCCCGCCGCUGUCUCCCAUCGACAUUGACUCACAGGAUGACAUGAAAGCCGAGAGAAAGAGGCUCAGGAACCGGAUUGCAGCCUCCAAGUGUCGGAUGCGCAAACUGGAGCGGAUCUCCAGGCUGGAGGACAAGGUCAAAUCGCUGAAAAGCCACAACACCGACCUGGCCUCCACCGCCAGCCUGCUGAGGGACCAGGUGGCCCAGCUGAAACAGAAAGUCCUUACCCAUGUCAACAGCGGCUGCCAGCUGCUGCCACACGAGGUGCAGGUCCACUAGAGACUGCUGUGGGUCUAUGACCUGCAAUUUGUAAAUAUUGCCUUUUACUGUAGGCUAUACGUAGCGUAGCCCAGAUGUGUGUUCGCAGUGGAAUGAAUGCCAGACCACCUUUGCCAAAUUGUAUAAACUGUAACUAAUCGGGUGUUUAACAAUUACAGCAUCGACAAACAUUUAACAAAUAUCCUGUAGAACACAAUUCAAGAUGAAGGGCGAUAAGACUUUCCGUUUUGGCCGAACGAUUAAUUAUAUACAUUUGUUUCGUGAACAGAUUCCCAGGAUUCACAAUGCUCCACAUGACGAAUGCCUAUCUUUAGAUUUGUAAAUAUAUGAUCGCUAAUUGGUUUAUUAGAUUCAAGCCGAAAUGAAGAGCGUUUGCAUUCUUAUAUGGUCGGUGUACAAAAUGCUGUACCUAUACAUACUGGUGCACAAGGCAGCGUUGAACUGCAGUGUUUUUUCCAAGGAAAUUAGGCCCUGGCCUUUCCUGAUGAGAGAAAGAGGCUCUUAUUGGGGCUAUUUUACUUUAAAGACUGAAUAUGAUUUAUUCUCCUUUUUUUUUACAGAACUGUUGUGUCUAAAAACAGUCUUAAACAUGGACCAAACAUGUUUACAAUAUGUAUACAGUGAUACUAAUAUAAUAUUUAUUACACAGCUAUCAUUAAUAUAUGGGGAGGAACAUGUAUUUACCAUUUAUUUCACUUGGGAACAAUUUGCAUGAUGUUUACAGUAUGUUUACAUACUCAAAUGUUUCCAACAGCUGGUGUCAAAUGGUUUGAUUAAUCAGUGUUUAUAAUUCUUACUCCUUUUAAAAAACAUGUAUUCAUCCUUUUUUAAUUUUUUUUUUUACUGUGUCCCUUUUUCAUUGUGUUCUUGUUUUAAAUGUGAUGACUGAAGAGUCAUAACCUUUUGUUGCGCUGACUUGCUGUAGCCUUCAGCUGUUUGGCUGUAUGCCACCUGUGUUUCAAAAUAAAUGCUGCUCAACAAUAA